Eutrema salsugineum is the source of this 795-nucleotide messenger RNA. RefSeq lists its product as uncharacterized. NCBI's taxonomy places the organism in Eukaryota, Viridiplantae, Streptophyta, Magnoliopsida, Brassicales, Brassicaceae. The transcript has a single exon. The record is from RefSeq and is a predicted model, not a curated record. Bases 121 to 561 code for a protein of 146 amino acids.
UUGGGGUUUUCUGAUUUUCUCUAACAAAUUGUUCAUCGUCGUCUCCAAAAUCCCUCUUCUUCUUCAACAAACUCAGCCCAACUUUCUUUAAGAUUUCGCUUCUUUCUCUGUUAAAAAACGAUGAAGAAAGUGGGGUUCACUUACAGACUGAUACCGUCCGACGAAGAUUUCGCCAAAUUCGCGGUCAAAUACAACAUUCUCCUGCUCGCGACGCUGAUUUCUCUGUGGGCGAUGGUACUUGGUCGAUCGGGAAAACCAGAUGUCAUCGAUCUCGAGAACUUUGAGAUAUCGGAAGUAACUUUCCGUGAGACGAUGGGGCUAUUGGCUGCGCUGAUGGGAUUUUCUUAUUGGAGGGAAUCUUAUCAAUUUGUCUUUGGCCUUUUUCCUCAUGAAUAUGUUCGGAUUCUGGGGAAUCAUUUGUCUACCGGUUUCUCCUCCGAUUGUUCUCUUGGGUCACCAAUUCGCCAAGCGUUUCCGGUUUGGAAACGGAAAAGAAUCUCAAGCGUAGAGAUGAAGUUGAAGAUGAAGAUAUGGGUUUUUAGGGUUUUUAUGGUUUUAUGAUAUAAUAUUUUACUCAUGAGCUGUGUAGUAUACGUUUUUAGUUGGUUGAUCUAAUCUUCAAGUUUCAAUCUUUGUAAAAAGGCUUGACAAUUCAAAAUCUUUCUUUUCUUGAAUGAGUUUGUAGGGACUGGUUUUGUAUUCGUGUAACGAAGUUGGAGGUUAAAGACAAAAUUGUAGUAUCCGAUUAGCUUUUCUUGGGGUUCUUUAUGAGCAUUUAAUGAAAUUUUGGGAAUG